AUGGCCGCUCAUUCAACCCUUCGACGUCGAGAAGAUCCCCUCGUGGCGCUGUACAACAAGUAUGCCAGUCUCGUUCGCUCCCGAAUCAAGCGUUCAUCAAAGACAACCCAAAUCAUCGCCACGAUCGCACUGAUCCUAUCUAUCUUGGGUUCUGGUUAUGGAGGCUACAAAUGGUUCAGGGAAAGGGCUAAAGAACGUGCACGAGGAAGACAGCUGCUGCGUCGGAAUUCCGGGAUUCGAGGCAAAGAUGGCACUCGUACCAUCUAUGUGCCCUAUAAGGGCUCCAUGACCUCCAAGGUUGUGAUUCAUCCGACCAAACAAACGACUUUCGAUGCGCAUCGGCGAUUGUUCUUGAACCCACCUGCUGCCGCUCGUGUCGGCGACGGAGAAUCAGUGAAUCAAAUACCGCCGCCAACCACAAAGCCAGGGAUCAAUUUGGCAUUUCUUCAUCAAUUCCUCAGUCUUGGGAGUAUUAUGGUCCCGAGAUGGGGUAGCAAAGAGACAGGAUUAUUGAUGGGCCAUGGGGUUUUCUUGCUCUUGCGGACGUACCUAUCUCUACUGAUCGCACGACUGGACGGCGAGAUUGUGAGGGAUCUUGUCGCUGGCAAAGGGCGCGCUUUCGCUUGGGGCAUUCUCAAAUGGUGCGGCAUUGGCACCCUGGCUUCCUACACCAAUGCCAUGAUCAAGUUUCUCCAAUCAAAGGUGUCUAUUGCGUUCCGGACCCGACUAACGAGAUAUAUCCACGAUCUUUAUCUUACUGGCGACAACAACUACUACAAGUUGAUGAAUCUGGAUGGCGGUGUUGGCCAAGGACCAGACCAGUUCAUUACCCAAGACCUUACCCUCUUCUGUUCUGCAGCAGCCGCUUUAUAUUCGUCCAUGGGGAAGCCUAUGGUGGACCUAUUCGUGUUUAAUUAUCAAUUGUACCGUUCUCUCGGGCCUCUGGCGCUUACGGGUAUUCUCACGGGUUACUUCAGUACCGCAGCAGUUCUGAGGAAACUCUCGCCACCGUUCGGAAAGCUAAAGGCUGUCGAGGGGAAGAAAGAGGGUGACUUCCGGGGUCUACAUUCAAGGUUACUCGCCAAUGCCGAGGAAAUUUCUUUCUAUGGCGGUGCAGACAUCGAAAGGGUUUUCCUAAUGAGAAGCUUCAAAGAUCUCCAGCGCUGGAUGGAGGGUAUUUACAGUCUCAAGAUCCGCUACAACAUGUUAGAAGACGUCAUCCUGAAAUACGCUUGGUCUGCGUUUGGCUACCUGAUCACGUCCCUGCCAAUAUUCCUUCCAGCCUGGGGCGGCAUGGGUGGUGCCCUGGAGCUGGUGGACGUGCCAAAGGAGACUGGUCGAGAACGCGAUCGCAUGAAGGAGUUUAUUACGAACAAACGUCUGAUGCUGUCUUUGGCGGAUGCGGGUGGCCGGAUGAUGUAUAGUAUCAAGGACAUCUCGGAGCUGGCUGGGUACACGUCUCGGGUCUACAGCUUGAUAUCCACGCUCCACCGAGUGCAUGCAAGUGCCUACUACCCUCCACGCAAUUCCCAUGCAGAGCUAUAUUCCCUCGCGGAUGUACAAGGGACGAUUCAUAACGGAUUUGAUGGUGUACGUCUUGAACAAGUUCCCAUCGUCGCACCUUCUAUAUACCCCCGGGGUGGCGAUGAUCUGAUCGAGUCGCUGUCAUUCGUCGUGCACUCCGGCGACCAUCUUCUGAUAUCUGGACCGAAUGGCGUCGGCAAGACUGCUAUUGCCCGGGUUGUAUCAGGAUUGUGGCCAGUGUACCGCGGUUUGGUCAGUCGCCCAAGAGGGUUUGGGCUUGACGGCAUCAUGUUCCUUCCCCAGCGGCCCUAUCUCAGCGUGGGGACUCUCCGCGAUCAAGUAAUCUACCCUCACACUGCAGUCGACAUGCACGAGGCAGGCAUAACCGAUGCUGCACUGCAGAAAAUUCUGGACGACGCUCAUCUGGGCUACCUCCCUGGGCGAGAGGGCGGAUGGGACACUCGCAAGGAGUGGAAGGACGUUUUGAGCGGAGGAGAGAAGCAACGCAUGGCUUUGGCACGAAUUUACUACCACGAGCCUCGCUAUGCUUUCCUCGAUGAAGGAACCUCAGCGGUCUCUUCUGACGUCGAGGGCCUGCUGUAUCAACGGGCAAAGGAGCGGGGAAUAACCGUGAUCACGAUCUCCACACGCGCGUCGCUGAAGAAGUAUCACACAUAUAACCUUAGCAUUAGUAUUGGCGAAGAGGGUGAGCAAUGGGAGUUCGAGAGAAUCGGCACCGCCAAAGAGAAGCUGGGAGUAGAGAAGGAGCUGCAGGAGAUACGAAAGCGGCUUGACAAGGUGGAAGAGUGGAAACAGCGUCGGGAGGAGAUUGAAAACGAGCUACGCAAAGUCUGGGUUGAAGAAGGAGAGCUUGCUCCACCACCCUAUGGAUCAGAGUCGGAAGCAGUUGAGGUACAGGAUGACCAGCAGUAG
This is a messenger RNA of Aspergillus niger, 2457 nucleotides long. RefSeq lists its product as uncharacterized. Lineage: Eukaryota; Fungi; Ascomycota; Eurotiomycetes; Eurotiales; Aspergillaceae. Gene Ontology annotation, molecular function: ATP binding; long-chain fatty acid transmembrane transporter activity; ABC-type transporter activity. Gene Ontology annotation, cellular component: peroxisomal membrane. Bases 1 to 2457 code for a protein of 818 amino acids. The record is from RefSeq and is a predicted model, not a curated record. The transcript has a single exon. Gene Ontology annotation, biological process: long-chain fatty acid import into peroxisome; peroxisome organization; fatty acid beta-oxidation.